AGGCGAGCUAAAUGAAUUUUAGCAAUUUUUUCCUUGCUUUUUUGAUAAAAAAAAAGACGCACAUCGGGCAUAGAAAGAAGGGAGUAGAUGUGUUAACAAGAGCAGCGCCGGUCGUCAUCUAGUUUUGUCCGAGACACGCGCCGUCGAAAACGACGAAUUUUAAACUGUAUUACAUGUAUAUAUACAUGUAUAUUAUCAGGAACGGAGAUGCUCCUCCUCCGCUUCUCGUCUAGUUUUCCUCCGUCCUCGUCGUCGGCACUCGGCUGUUUUCUCUCUCGCUCGAGCUGCAGCGGCCUGCGUGCAGCACGACGGCAAAGUCGCAGCCCUCGAUUAUAGUGCAGUGCAUUGACAUAUACCUAUAUAUAUAUACACAUAUACGCACACUCACACACACACACACACAACAUAGAACGUCGCUGAUUAACCUGUAAUAAUCAUUUACAUCGCACAAGACGACAACUGACGGUUAACCCGCGAGCGAGCGGCUCGUCUGGUGACAAGUCUAGUAGCGAACUUCAUUUAUAGAUUCAUUUUAAGAAGUCUUGAGAGUAUCUAAUGCUCUCCCUGGUUGUAUUACAACUAGCAGUAAGAUGGCUGUACAGCUGGAUGGAGGAGGAAAGGACGACUUAAAAACACAAUUUGUCACACGCGAAGGGACAUACAAGCUUAUGACCCUGUCGGAGUAUUCGAGGCCAAAUAGGGUUGGAUAUACCAAUAGCCAGGGAAGCGCCUCCGUCAGGGUAUCUUUUGUAACGCUGCCCGAUCCUGUUGAUCCAUCUGGUAACCUGGGGCUUGGUGACCGGAUGUGUUUCAAUUUUGGCAAGGAACUAUUUGUUUAUGUCUACAAAGGUGUCAAAAAGGCUGUGGACUUGAACAAACCUGUAGAUAAAAAAUUGUACAAAGGAACCAAUCCUACAUGUCAUAACUUUAAUCAGCAUACAGCAACAGCAGAAAGUGCACCAUUAUUAAUUGGUUUUUCAACUGGUUUGAUACAGUUGAUAGAUCCUAUUAAAAAAGAGCUCAGUAAAUUAUAUAAUGAAGAGAGGUUGAUAGACAAAUCGAAAGUAACUUGUAUAAAAUGGGUACCUGGCUCAAGUAACCUGUUCCUAGUAUCAUACAGUUCAGGUCAGUUGUAUCUGUAUAAUGAAGAACUUAUGUGUGGUACUACUCCACCGCAUUAUCAACCUUUCAAAUCUGGGGAAGGCUAUGCUAUACACACAUGUAAAACUAAAUCCACAAGAAAUCCUCUGUACAGAUGGGUCAUUGGAGCAGAAGGUUGUUGUAUAAACGAGUUUGCCUUCAGUCCAGAUGGCUCUAAUUUGGCUGUCGUUUCACAAGAUGGUUUUCUCAGAGUUUUUCAAUAUGAUACCAUGGAAUUAGUGGGCUCAGCUAGAAGUUAUUUUGGAGGCUUUUUAUGUGUUUGUUGGUCACCGGAUGGAAGAUAUGUUGUCGUUGGUGGUGAAGACGAUCUUGUAACCAUUUGGAGUUUUCAUGAGAAAAGAGUUGUUGCCAGAGGUCAAGGUCAUCAUAGUUGGGUCAGUGUUGUUGCUUUUGAUCCUUAUACUACAUUUUAUGGAGAUCAUGAUGCAGACUUUAGUGGAUCAGAUGAUGAAAUAUCAGUGCCACAUGUAAACCAUAAUCAUAUUCACGAAAAGGCCAAAAGAUUGUCAACAACAUCUCAAAGUGGCCAUUCUAACAGAAAUUCUUGUAGUUCUGAGCUUAGAGUACCCGGUGGUACAUGCUACAGACUCGGCAGUGUAUCACAAGACACUCAGUUAUGUUUAUGGGAUAUCACUGAAGAUGUUCUCAGACAUCCAGUUUGUCAGAAACAAAGAUUAUCAAUUUCUGCAGCUAGUUCUGGAGCAUUUUCAUCAUCUGGAACAUUUAAUAGUGGAAAUGGUGCUAUGGCAAACCAUGUUGGCAAUAACAGCAAACAUGUAAAUUCUAAUAAUAUUAGUCUUAAAGAGACUACAAGCACUAACAACGAUAUCAGCAACAAUUCCAGCAAUGUUGCUGUAUCAACAGUGAACUCUCUUACUCAAAGGCUAGCUGGGCUUGGUUUUGGAGAUAAAAAAGGUGGUGACAACCAGAGGAGGAACUUUAGUUUGACUAUGAGAGGAAGUGGAGUUUCUACUAAUAAUACUUUGGUACAACAAAACAGUGUAACUGAUAAAAUUGUAGGAAGUACAAAUGGAAGUAAUAUAAACAGUGUCAGUGGAAGUUUAGGUACAAGCAAGAAAGUUAGUUCUGUGAUGGAUGAUCCCAUGAAACUCAUUGGGACUGCCAGAUGUCCUAGGUUUGAUGAGUGUCCUGUGCUAGAACCUUUAGUGUGUAAAAAACUGGCUCAUGAAAGACUGACUGAAUUAGUUUUUAGAGAAGAUUGCUUUGUAACAGCUUGUCAAGAUGGAUACGUGUAUACUUGGGCAAGACCUGGUCAUAUGGUAGGUCCUCUUACCAUAAAUACAACCCUACACAGACCACACACUGAUAGUAACUCUACACAGCAGAAUGAUCUCUGAUGCACUGACAUUUAUUGUUACCAAUAUUGAUUUUUUGCCAAUUUUUAUUAUUAAAUGUAGAUGAAAAAUAGUUCA
This is a messenger RNA of Trichogramma pretiosum, 2594 nucleotides long. RefSeq names its product WD repeat-containing protein 20. Gene Ontology annotation, molecular function: protein binding. The transcript has 4 exons. The record is from RefSeq and is a predicted model, not a curated record. Lineage: Eukaryota; Metazoa; Arthropoda; Insecta; Hymenoptera; Trichogrammatidae. The coding region runs from base 591 to 2519 and encodes 642 amino acids.